AACCCUGAGACCUAGCCCCUUGGUCGAGAGACACUCCAAGUCGGUUUCAGAACCUUGCUUAAAAUAUCGAAAAUGCGGUGUUAAGUUACGCGUGUUUGGCUCCAUAACCAAAAACCGUGGUGAAUUAAGCAGAAUAUUCCCGUUCCCAAAUUUAAGCAAACCUCCAACGCCACGACGAUCUCAUUUUAUCACCACGCCUUAUAUUUAUAUUAUACUUAUCGCAAUAACUACUUAACUUCUCUCAGCUUCCACCAACAAAUUCAGGUUCUUUCACUAACAAAGAAAUGAGCCUCACCUUGUGUGGAAGUGCUUCUGCAAGUGCUUUAAUGGCGUUUCACGGGAGUGAAUUGAUGGGUAAGGCCAUCAAAAUUCAUGUUAAAACAACUCCUAGGAAGGGAUACAAUCCUUUGCAGGUAGCUUGUGUGGACUAUCCGAGACCGGAUAUUGAUAAUACAACUAAUUUCUUGGAAGCUGCUUACUUAUCUUCUUCCUUUCGUGCUUCUCCUCGUCCAACCAAGCCUUUGAAAGUUGUAAUUGCUGGUGCAGGUGGCGUGUUUUCUCCUUUUAUCUCACUCAGUUUUGUUUUGUUCAUGUUUUAG
This is a messenger RNA of Pistacia vera, 599 nucleotides long. RefSeq names its product 15-cis-phytoene desaturase, chloroplastic/chromoplastic-like. Bases 285 to 599 code for a protein of 104 amino acids. Lineage: Eukaryota; Viridiplantae; Streptophyta; Magnoliopsida; Sapindales; Anacardiaceae. The transcript has 2 exons. The record is from RefSeq and is a predicted model, not a curated record.